AUGUGUUAUCCUGAUGACUUGAGAGGGGGGGGGGGGGGGGGGGGGGGGGGGGGGGGGGGGGGGGGGGGGGGGGGGGGGGGGGGGGGGGGGGGGGGGGGGGGGGGGGGGGGGGGGGGGGGGGGGGGGGGGGGGGGGGGGGGGGGGGGGGGGGGGGGGGGGGGGGGGGGGGGGGGGGGGGGGGGGGGGGGGGGGGGGGGGGGGGGGGGGGGGGGGGGGGGGGGGGGGGGGGGGGGGGGGGGGGGGGGGGUGGGGGGGGGGGGGGGGGGGGGGGGGGGGGGGGGGGGGGGGGGGGGGGGGGGGGGGGGGGGGGGGGGGGGGGGGGGGGGGGGGGGGGGGGGGGGGGGGGGGGGGGGGGGGGGGGGGGGGGGGGGGGGGGGGGGGGGGGGGGGGGGGGGGGGGGGGGGGGGGGGGGGGGGGGGGGGGGGGGGGGUGGGGGGGGGGGGGGGGGGGGGGGGGGGGGGGGGGGGGGGGGGGGGGGGGGGGGGGGGGGGGGGGGGGGGGGGGGGGGGGGGGGGUGGGGGGGGGGGGGGGGGGGGGGGGGGGGGGGGGGGGGGGGGGGGGGGGGGGGGUGGGGGGGGGGGGGGGGGGGGGGGGGGGGGGGGGGGGGGGGGGGGGGGGGGGGGGGGGGGGGGGGGGGGGGGGGGGGGGGGGGGGGGGGGGGGGGGGGGGGGGGGGGGGGGGGGGGGGGGGGGGGGGGGGGGGGGGGGGGGGGGGGGGGGGGGGGGGGGGGGGGGGGGGGGGGGGGGGGGGGGGGGGGGGGGGGGGGGGGGGGGGGGGGGGGGGGGGGGGGGGGGGGGGGGGGGGGGGGGGGGGGGGGGGGGGGGGGGGGGGGGGGGGGGGGGGGGGGGGGGGGGGGUGGGGGGGGGGGGGGGGGGGGGGGGGGGGGGGGGGGGGGGGGGGGGGGGGGGGGGGGGGGGGGGGGGGGGGGGGGGGGGGGGGGGGGGGGGGGGGGGGGGGGGGGGGGGGGGGGGGGGGGGGGGGGGGGGGGGGGGGGGGGGGGGGGGGGGGGGGGGGGGGGGGGGGGGGGGGGGGGGGGGGGGGGGGGGGGGGGGGGGGGGGGGGGGGGGGGGGGGGGGGGGGGGGGGGGGGGGGGGGGGGGGGGGGGGGGGGGGGGGUGGGGGGGGGGGGGGGGGGGGGGGGGGGGGGGGGGGGGGGGGGGGGGGGGGGGGGGGGGGGGGGGGGGGGGGGGGGGGGGGGGGGGGGGGGGGGGGGGGGGGGGGGGGGGGGGGGGGGGGGGGGGGGGGGGGGGGGGGGGUGGGGGGGGGGGGGGGGGGGGGGGGGGGGGGGGGGGGGGGGGGGGGGGGGGGGGGGGGUGGGGGGGGGGGGGGGGGGGGGGGGGGGGGGGGGGGGGUGGGGGGGGGGGGGGGGGGGGGGGGGGGGGGGGGGGGGGGGGGGGGGGGGGGGGGGGGGGGGGGGGUGGGGGGGGGGGGGGGGGGGGGGGGGGGGGGGGGGGGGGGGGGGGGGGGGGGGGGGGGGGGCGGGGGGGGGGGGGGGGGGGGGGGGGGGGGGGGGGGGGGGGGGGGGGGGGGGGGGGGGGGGGGGGGGGGGGGGGGGGGGGGGGGGGGGGGGGGGGGGGGGGGGGGGGGGGGGGGGGGGGGGGGGGGGGGGGGGGGGGGGGGGGGGGGGGGGGGGGGGGGGGGGGGGGGGGGGGGGGGGGGGGGUGGGGGGGGGGGGGGGGGGGGGGGGGGGGGGGGGGGGGGGGGGGGGGGGGGGGGGGGGGGGGGGGGGGGGGGGGGGGGGGGGGGGGGGGGGGGGGGGGGGGGGGGGGGGGGGGGGGGGGGGGGGGGGGGGGGGGGGGGGGGGGGGGGGGGGGGGGGGGGGGGGGGGGGGGGGGGGGGGGGGGGGGGGGGGGGGGGGGGGGGGGGGGGGGGGGGGGGGGGGGGGGGGGGGGGGGGGGGGGGGGGGGGGGGGGGGGGGGGGGGGGUGGGGGGGGGGGGGGGGGGGGGGGGGGGGGGGGGGGGGGGGGGGGGGUGGGGGGGGGGGGGGGGGGGCGGGGGGGGGGGGGGGGGGGGGGGGGGGGGGGGGGGGGGGGGGGGGGGGGGGGGGGGGGGGGGGGGGGGGGGGGGGGGGGGGGGGGGGGGGGGGGGGGGGGGGGGGGGGGGGGGGGGGGGGGGGGGGGGGGGGGGGGGGGGGGGGGGGGGGGGGGGGGGGGGGGGGGGGGGGGGGGGGGGGGGGGGGGGGGGGCGGCACCUGUUCUGGGCUGGCGGCAACCUUGGCUCGCAGCCCCUAUGA
This is a messenger RNA of Dicrocoelium dendriticum, 2232 nucleotides long. The record is from the annotation of a GenBank genome assembly. NCBI's taxonomy places the organism in Eukaryota, Metazoa, Platyhelminthes, Trematoda, Plagiorchiida, Dicrocoeliidae.